AUGUCGUCCACAUCCAAUGCACCAGGAUGGGAUCCUUCCACCAAACCAUUUCCUGCAGCCAGAAGGGGGGAUGCCAGCAAAUCUUACAAGAGCAAAAAAGCUGGUGGCAAGGAAGUAGUCGUCCCUGAACCUUAUGAGUGGCUACAUACGCCUCCCAGCCAGUCGGAAGAAACCAAGGAGUUCGUGCUGAAGCAGGCGAAGCUGGCUGAGAGCUACAUUGCAGGCUAUCGUGAGCUGGAGGCGAACUUUCAGUACCCUCGGUUUUCUUGUCCUUCUUUCAAAGGAGACGGCAGCGCAGCAUACUACUCUUACAAUGCGGGACUCGACCCACAAAGCACCAUCUAUAGGGUGUCUAAGAAUGAAGUGGAUCUUCCCGCUGGGGAUAAGCCUGCUGGUCAGCGAUGGUUCGACCAAAAUCUCCUAAGCAAGGACGGCACAGUGGCCUUGUCGUCGAUGUCGUUCUCCAAGUCUGGCAAAUACUUUGCCUACGGCAUCAGCAAAGCUGGAUCGGACUGGAACACCAUCUACGUACGCGAAGCAUCUGCACCAUUUGUUGAGCCGCCUACGGACGAGUCCACAGCUCCUUCUGGAGGACCAGAUCGACUAUCGGAUGUCAUUUCUCACGUCAAGUUUAGCGGUCCUGUCUGGACUCACGAUGAUAAAGGCUUCUUCUACCAGCGCUACCCCGAGCCCCCUGCGCACGUAAAGGACUCUGGCACGGAGACCGACGCCAACAAAGAUGCCGAGCUCUUCUAUCACGUUCUAGGCACUAGUGCCAAGGACGACGUCAAGAUUGUUUCGAAGGAUGUCGAUAUCCCCACAAGCAUGUGGUCUCCGCAGAUCAGCGAUGACGGCGAGUGGCUCCUGCUGGGCAACAGCAAGGACACCGACACCAAGAGCAGGACUUUUGCGUUGAGCCUGAAGGGACAGCCCAUUGGUGGCUCGAUGAAGUGGAAGCCGAUCUCGACAGCUUUUGAUUCUACAUUGGGCUACAUCGCAAACGAAGGUCCUGUAUUCUACUUCAUGACGAACAAAGAUGCCCCAAAUUACAAGCUCGUCAAGAUCGAUCUGAGCAAAAUCGAAGAUCAAGAGGGACAUCCUGCAAAGCUCAAGGGCGUCGCACCCACCGAAGACGUCCUGCCGGAGGAUCCACAGGCAACACUCAGCUCCGCAAGCGUCAUCGCUGGAGAUAAGCUGCUCGUCAUUUACCUGAGAGACGUCAAGGAUGAACUCUGGCAGCUGGAGCUCAAGACUGGCAAGAAGAUCAAGCGUCUUCUGCCCGAGCUCGUCGGUUCCAUCACCCAGCUGUCUGGACGAGUGGAGGACAAUACUGCUUUUGUCAGCUACAUGAGCUUUACCGCACCCGGCACGACCGUCCGGUUGGACUGGCCCGAGAAGUCCAGUCCCACUGACACGCCCACAGAGUCAGUGUACCGAUCGACAGUCGUGGCAAACAUCCGAGAAGAGGACUACAUUUCGGAGCAGAUCUUCUUCCCGUCCAAGGACGGGACAAAGGUGCCGAUGUUCGUCACUCGGCGCAAGGACACCAAGCUCGACGGAAGCGCACCGGUCUGGCUCUAUGCCUAUGGAGGAUUUGCGAUCCCUAUGCAACCCGCUUUCUCCCCGAGUCUAAUGACCUGGGUGACGCUCUACAAGGGGAUUUUGGUCUUUGUGAACGCUCGUGGGGGCUCCGAGUAUGGAGACAGCUGGCACAAUGAAGGCAGGCUGCUCAAGAAGCAGAAUACCUUUGAUGAUUGGCUCGCGGCCGCCAAGUACUUGGUGGAGAACAAGUAUGCUGCAAAGGGUAAAAUCAUCGUCAAUGGUGGAAGCAAUGGAGGAAUGGGAGCGAUGGCUGUCGGCAAUCAGGCUCAGCCCGAGCAUGGUAUCGGAGCUGUUGUCGCGGAGGUCGGCGUACACGAUAUGUUGCGCUUUGCUGAAUUUACCAUCGGAAAAGCCUGGGAGGCAGAUUACGGCAAGCCCACGGAAGACCCAGAAGCUUUCGACUACAACUAUGCCUACAGUCCUCUGCACAACGUAGAUGCCAAAAAGAUAUACCCCACCGUACUCCUCUUGAGCGGAGACCAUGAUGAUCGAGUCGUUCCUGCUCACACUUUCAAAAUGACAGCAGAGCUGCAGCACAAGUUGCCCAACAAUCCAAAUCCAAUUCUGGCACGCCUUGAGCUCGACGCCGGCCAUGGUGCAGGCAAGAGCACCCAAAAGAGGAUCAACGAAGCGUGCGACCGUUACGCUGUCGUGGCUCGCGCGCUCAGCCUCGAGCUUGUCGAGGCGCCUUCGAAGGGGAACGCCUCUCUGUGA
Ceraceosorus guamensis is the source of this 2316-nucleotide messenger RNA. RefSeq lists its product as hypothetical. NCBI's taxonomy places the organism in Eukaryota, Fungi, Basidiomycota, Exobasidiomycetes, Ceraceosorales, Ceraceosoraceae. The record is from RefSeq and is a predicted model, not a curated record. Gene Ontology annotation, cellular component: cytosol. The transcript is spliced from 8 exons. Gene Ontology annotation, biological process: proteolysis. Gene Ontology annotation, molecular function: serine-type endopeptidase activity; oligopeptidase activity. The coding region runs from base 1 to 2316 and encodes 771 amino acids.